Messenger RNA from Bursaphelenchus okinawaensis, 1900 nucleotides. Lineage: Eukaryota; Metazoa; Nematoda; Chromadorea; Rhabditida; Aphelenchoididae. The record is from the annotation of a GenBank genome assembly.
AUGGUGAAGAAAAUCAACGAAGAUUAUAAUUGCUAUUAGUGUGAGGUGGUGUGGACUAAGGGCCAUUCAUGCCUAAAAGUAAAGUGCUAUUUAAAUAUUUAAUAUUUUAUAGAGAGGCGGGGUUUUAUUACGGCUAAAAAAAGGAGAAGAUAGAGAUAGGCUGAGAAAAAGUUUGGGUAAAGAAGGACAAGUUUGAACUAGGGCAUGGCUAUAAAAGAAGAGGGGAGGGGUAAGGGUCUGGACUAAGAUCGGGCUGCAAAAAGUGCGAAGAGGGUUAAUCAACUUAUUUCUUGUAGGAAAAGAAAGAAAAGAAAGAAGGUAGGAAAGAAGGUGAGAAGAAGGAAGAAGAAAGGAAGGACAGGAAGGAGAGAAAGAAAGGAAUUGAAAAGAAGGAAAAGAAAGAAGGUAGAAAAGAAGGUGAGAAGAAGGAAGAAGAAAAGAAGGAAAAGGAGGAGAGAAAGAGAGGUGAAAAGAAAGAAGAGGAAAAGAAGGAUAAGAAGGUGGUGAAGGAGGAGAAAAGGGGAAAUAAAAACAAGGAAGUGGUAGAGGGAAAAGGAGAAGAGGACACCACGUAAGAUAAUUUACUAACCUUUACGUUAACCUUUUACCACUUUUCAUACCUAAAAUCAAAAAAAAAGUUAAAAUUAAAUACCUUUAUAAUACCGCAGUCAUUUAUUACAAAGUAGGUGUAACAAAUCGUUGAACUCCAAAGCCCACACCGUUUUCAUUUUAGCUUGAAGCCGGGCUGUUUCUCGUACAUUUAGAACGCUCUAUUUAUUUAUUUUUAUUUUUUGUGGCACUUCGUUAAAAAGAAUGACGAAUGUCAAAAAAACCAGUAAUUGAUUUUUUAUGUAGUAAAACCAAAUUUAUAGUACCAAAAUCACACAAAAGCUGCCAUUCUUUAAUUUAACGUUUAUAAUUACAUUACAACUUUGUUUCAGUAACAUCGCGGCCUUCUCCAACACCACCGACCGGAGCCACGGAUUCAGCUUCAACCAGGCUUCUGGUAAAACAAUAGGUAAGUUUUUGGUUUUUUGAAAGUUUUAGGUAGAUAUAGUACAGUAGGCUCUUGUAGUUAGCGAAUUGAAAAGACGGUUUAUGUCGUAAAUUUUCAAAACUACAUUACAACUUUGUUUCAGUAACAUCGCGGCCUUCUCCAACACCACCGACCGGAGCCAGGGAUUCAGCUUUAAUUAGGCUUCUGGUAGAAAGAUUUAAACAGGCUUUUGGUAGAAAGAAGGUAUGUUUUCGGUUUUUGAAAGUUUUAGAUAGAUAUAGUACAGUAGGCUAUUGUAGUUAGCGAAUUGAAAAGACGGUUUAUGUCAUAAAAUGUUUUGCUUAUUGAAACAAUAUAAGCUAGCUGAUUAAAGUGUUUUAUUAGAUUUCGAGAAAGUUCUUGAUUUGUAAGAAAAACAUCUUGCCAAUUGAAAAAAGUAGUUGUCAUUUUUCUAAAGAGACAGCACAGUAAAGAAUUAUAUUUUAUAUCAAAAAACAUAUUUAACUAUUCUUCUUCUCCCUCAAACCUUUUACAAACAAUUUUUAAUGAGACAUUUUUAACAUUUUUUCUUUAGAAGAAAGUUCUGGCACCGUCAGUUGCAGCUAAAGUUGAACUGAACUUACUCCAGAUCCUUCACAACAAUCUACCAGAGGCAGCUCCGAGAACGAUGGCGGAAACACUUGAAAUGCGACGCCCAACAAGAAUAUUUUUUGUGGUUAGAAAUAAAUGUGUAUUUAUUGAAAUUAUAAUGGUAGUUUUUUUAUGUAAAAUAGGUCUACAAUCUUUGAAAGAAAAGAAAAAUAACGUAACUUUUUUGUUGCUUCUAACGGAACUUCGAGGGAGGUUUUUCGAAUGUAGGAAUCGGUAAAUUUUACAGUAUUACAGACAGAUUCUGGAAUUUAA